Molecule: messenger RNA, 399 nt
Organism: Oncorhynchus keta (chum salmon)
Lineage: Eukaryota; Metazoa; Chordata; Actinopteri; Salmoniformes; Salmonidae
Product: microtubule-associated serine/threonine-protein kinase 3-like
Exons: 3
Coding region: 1-399 (132 amino acids)
Biological process (GO): peptidyl-serine phosphorylation; intracellular signal transduction
Cellular component (GO): microtubule cytoskeleton
Molecular function (GO): protein serine/threonine kinase activity; ATP binding
Source: RefSeq, a predicted model, not a curated record
AUGAGAUGGGUGUGUGGUACACCAGAGUACAUAGCCCCAGAGGUGAUCCUGAGACAGGGCUAUGGGAAGCCAGUAGACUGGUGGGCCAUGGGGGUCAUCCUCUAUGAGUUCCUGGUGGGCUGUGCCCCUUUCUUUGGAGACACGCCAGAGGAGCUCUUUGGACAGGUCAUCAGUGAUGAGAUCAUAUGGCCAGAGGAGGAGGAGGCUCUUCCUAACGAUGCCCAGGACCUCAUCUGUAAACUCCUCAGACAGAACCCUCUGGAGAGGCUGGGUACAGGCAGUGCAUUCGAGGUGAAGCAACACCGGUUCUUCUAUGACCUGGACUGGAACAGUCUGCUGAGACAGAAAGGCAGAGUUCAUCCCUCAGCUGGAGUCAGAGGAAGACACCAGCUACUUUGA